This is a messenger RNA of Eimeria necatrix, 378 nucleotides long. RefSeq lists its product as hypothetical. Gene Ontology annotation, cellular component: cytoplasm. Gene Ontology annotation, biological process: signal transduction. The coding region runs from base 1 to 378 and encodes 125 amino acids. The transcript is spliced from 6 exons. The record is from RefSeq and is a predicted model, not a curated record. Lineage: Eukaryota; Apicomplexa; Conoidasida; Eucoccidiorida; Eimeriidae.
AUGCGGGCGGACUACAACAGAUAUUUGGCGGAGUUUGCACAAGAUGGGGAUUUCGACCGUGUUGUUCAAGAGGCUCUUCGGGCCUACGACGAGGCUUCUCGAAUUGCCGAAGACGGACUUCCCGAGGGCCAUCCAGUUCGUUUGGGAAUUGCCCUCAACUUCUCCGUCUUUUAUUUCGAAGCCCUUAAUGAACCCGCGAAGGCCUGCGAGCUCGCGCGCGCCGCGAUCGAGACCCCCGAGAGCGCGCUGGCGGCGCUCCCCGAGGACCAGCGCAAAGACAGCGAGUCGAUGCUGAAGCUGCUGCAAGACAAUUUGAGUCUUUGGACUGGCAGCGCUGGAGAAGGCGAAGAUGCUGACGACGAAGACACAGACAGCUGA